Hordeum vulgare subsp. vulgare (domesticated barley) is the source of this 1907-nucleotide messenger RNA. RefSeq names its product bifunctional riboflavin kinase/FMN phosphatase. The record is from RefSeq and is a predicted model, not a curated record. The transcript is spliced from 12 exons. Gene Ontology annotation, biological process: FMN biosynthetic process; riboflavin biosynthetic process. Gene Ontology annotation, molecular function: riboflavin kinase activity. Lineage: Eukaryota; Viridiplantae; Streptophyta; Magnoliopsida; Poales; Poaceae. The coding region runs from base 400 to 1665 and encodes 421 amino acids.
CAGGCCCAUCUCAUCCUUUUCCCAAUCCGACUCUCAGCGAGAGAGGCAGAGCGGAGCAGAGGACCGACCUCGCGUCCUCGCCCGCUCCCCGCUCGCGCCCGGCCGCCGCCGCUUCUUGGCGCUCGCGCGCGGUCGCCGCCGCCGCCGCUCAGGUCUCGUUCCCGGCUCCCCCGCUCCUCCCGUCCUCCGGUCCACCCCGGCUCCCUCGCUCCGUCGCUGCCCGGCCAGGGCCAGGGCCAGCCGCCGCCCGCCGUGGUCUCCUCCGGUGAGUCCGGUCCUCCCCCGUUCCGGCGCUGCCCGCCCAGCCGCCGCGGUUUCCUCCGGGCUCCGGUCCUUCCCCGCUCCGACGCUGCUAGUCGUGGCCUCGUGGGUGACAGGAACUGAAGCAGUGGCGGACCCAUGAAUGAAAUGAAGGGUUGGGCUUCCCAAAUAAUUUGUCUCUUGCUGCAUUUAGCUCACCCGUCCUUGGAAAUGGCAGCACCGAAGCCCAUUACUCGCCUUAUUUCCCAUGUCAUUCUUGAUUUGGAUGGUACCCUUUUAAAUACAGAUUGCAUCGUAAGCCAAGUGCUGAAACCAUUUCUUGUUAAAAAUGGGAAAAGGUGGGAUAGCAAGAAUGCUCACAAGUAUGUUGGAAAGACGCCUUAUGAAGCUGCAGCUGUUGUUUUAGAAGAUUACGGCCUCCCUUACUCCACCGAAGAGUUCCUCUCAUUGAUUAAUCCAAUGUUCAGUGAGCAAUGGGGUAACUUAAAAGCUCUUCCUGGAGCUAAUCGGUUAAUAAAACAUUUGAAGAGUAGCAGGGUGCCAGCUGCUAUAGCUUCCAACUCUUCAAGAUCAAACAUUGAGUCCAAAAUCUCGUGCCAUCAAGGAUGGAAAGAGUAUUUCUCUGCACUUGUUGGUGCUGAUGAAGUAGAGUUAGGAAAGCCAUCCCCAGAAAUAUUUCUGGAAGCUGCAAAAAGAAUGAAUGCCGAUCCUUCAAAUUGCCUAGUAAUUGAGGAUUCUGUGCCAGGUGUUACGGCUGGCAAAGCUGCAGGAAUGCAUGUCAUUGCUGUCCCUUCAGUACCCAAAAGGACCGAUGAAUUCAGUUCUGCUGAUGAGAUUAUCAACUCCCUCCUUGACUUAAAGCCUGAAAAAUGGGGUUUGCCACCCUUCAAUGAUUGGAUUGAAGGUACCUUACCAAUAGACCCAUGGUUUAUUGGUGGACCUGUGAUCAAAGGAUUCGGCCGUGGUUCUAAAGUACUAGGAAUACCAACAGCGAACUUGGCUGCAGAAAACUUUUCCGACAUACUGUCAGAGCAUACAUCAGGUGUAUACUUCGGGUGGGCUGGACUUUCGAAGCGAGGCAUAUACAAGAUGGUCAUGAGCAUUGGCUGGAACCCUUACUUUGAUAACACAGAGAAGACUAUCGAACCAUGGCUGCUUCAUGGUUUUGAUGAGGACUUCUAUGGAGAGGAGCUGCGCCUUGUUAUUGUUGGGUACAUACGACCCGAGGCAAACUUUCCUUCGCUCGAGAGCUUGAUAGAAAGGAUUCACGAGGACGGGAGAAUCGCAGAGAACGCCCUAGAUUUGCCGGAGUAUGCCAAGUACAAAGACUCGCCGUAUUUGAGAAACCCCUUGCAACAGGGCGCUUCUGCUGACGGGAACGAGGCAGAGCCAGAGUUUAUAUAAGUUUCUUGAAGCGCCCAGUGAGAGGCCACCACACAUUCUCUACGUCGGAGAUAAAAGGCAUUUCUUCUGAUGCAGAAACAAUGUCACUAUUUUAAGAGUAGCGGCGGUGCCACUGCGUUAUGGCCAGUUUGGUCAUUGCCCAAACACAAACAGGGAUGUUGAUUGCUAUUCUACUGUGUAUACUUGGAUUCCCAUUAUACAAUACAAUGAGAAUUGUGAAGAUGGCAUGUUGUGAGUGGAAA